CGGCAUGUUUCGAAGAAUACAUUCAAAUUUAUCAUCAUGUUGGCGGAGUUAUCACUACAAGAUGUCAGAACAAUUUUUACCUCAGCCGAAUGUUACAGUGAAGAAGGAAGAGACAAUAUCCCUUGGCAGAAAACUGUUGAUGGAUUAUGGAAUAAUAAACUCGAGGAGCAGCGGAAUGUUUGCCUUGUUACCAUUUGGCCAGCGAGUAUUCACUAAGUUGACCACAAUAAUUGAGGAGGAGAUGAGAGACAUCGGUGCACAGAAACUUUCAUUACCUCUUCUUACAAGUGGACAUCUGUGGGAAAGAACAGGUCGUUUGGAAUCAAAUGAUCAAGAGUUGAUGACAAUACAAGACCGGCAUGACAAGACAUACAUACUUAGUCCAACACACGAAGAAGCAAUAACAUCUUUGAUGGCCGAGAUCUUUCCAGUCUCACACAAACAUCUACCUAUUCUCCUCUACCAGAUCACAAGCAAGUUUCGUGAUGAAUUAAGGCCACGUUUUGGGCUCAUAAGAGCCCGAGAAUUUGUAAUGAAGGAUCUCUACACAUUUGACAGUUCAGAAGCAGCAGCAAACAUCACCUAUACAAAAAUAUGUAGUGCUUAUGAUAGAAUUUUUCAGAGAAUUGGUAUCCCCUACUUAAAAGUUGUUGCUGACUGUGGUGACAUUGGUGGUAAUUUUUCACAUGAGUACCAUUAUCAGACAGCAAUUGGAGAGGAUAUUCUGCUGCUUUGUAAUGCCUGUGGUUUUACUGUCAACUCUGAACUGGUUGCUGAUGCAGAUAAUGCUUCUUGCUCCAUCUGUGGUAACCAGUUGACCAAAACUCAAGGAAUAGAGGUCGGACAUACCUUCCUUUUGGGAACAAAGUAUUCUAAACCAAUUAAAGCCUUUUAUCAUAAUGUGGAAGGCAAGCCAGAGCUACUUCAGAUGGGCUGUUAUGGCCUGGGAGUGUCUCGCAUUCUGGCAACAAUUGUUGAACUAUUGUCCAAGAAUGAUUGUAUUAGAUGGCCAUGGAGCCUUGCUCCAUUCAAAAUCUGCAUAAUUACACCAAAAAAAGGAAGCAAAGAAGAGAGUGGCAUGCUAUGGGUGGAUCACUUGGCCCAAGUCAUCAGCUCUAUGCCAGGUUUUGAAGACGAUGUUUUAGUGGAUGACCGAAAUAAACUAUCUAUUGGAAGACGUCAAGUGGAUGCAGACAAAAUGGGGUACCCGCUAGUUAUUGUUGUAGGAAAAAAGGCUUGUGAAAGUAUACCCUUGUUUGAGGUUAUUGAUAGAGAAAGCAGUAAGACACACUUUCUUACACAGAAACUAGUCAUUGACUUCUUGAAACAAAAAUCACGAAAAUGUAAAUUUGAAGGUGUACAGUAAUUAAACUGAGAGUACUAAA
Procambarus clarkii (red swamp crayfish) is the source of this 1385-nucleotide messenger RNA. It is a transcript of the gene ProRS-m, whose product is annotated as prolyl-tRNA synthetase 2-like protein, mitochondrial. Gene Ontology annotation, cellular component: cytoplasm; mitochondrion. Gene Ontology annotation, molecular function: proline-tRNA ligase activity; ATP binding. The record is from RefSeq and is a predicted model, not a curated record. Gene Ontology annotation, biological process: prolyl-tRNA aminoacylation. NCBI's taxonomy places the organism in Eukaryota, Metazoa, Arthropoda, Malacostraca, Decapoda, Cambaridae.